Molecule: messenger RNA, 1998 nt
Organism: Anthostomella pinea
Lineage: Eukaryota; Fungi; Ascomycota; Sordariomycetes; Xylariales; Xylariaceae
Source: the annotation of a GenBank genome assembly
AUGCCGUUCAUCACGGAAGCAUACAGAAUGCAAGACGAAUCCUCUCGCGCGGAGAUGGCUUCUCACGCCGAUACAUCUUCUUGCGACGAUGCUUCUUCUUGCGACGAUGCUUCUUCUUGCGACGAUGCUUCUUCUUGCGACGAUGCUUCUUCUUGCGCCGUCACUUCCUCUGGCGCCGUCACUUCCUCUGGCGCCGCCACUUCCUCUGGCACCGUCACUUCCUCUGGCACCGUCACUUCCUCUGGGGCUGACAGUUCUCGUGCAGUCACUCUCUCUGGCACUGACAACCCUUCUUCCGCCAACACUUCUGACGACCAGCUUCUUCCUGUUGACGUCCUGUGGCUCUCUGGCAAGCAUCAUCUUGUUGAUCCCCUGGACGUAUAUGCCUUGGCACAAGCGGACAGACGCUUGUGGAAUGCUCUGAAGCACGAGAUCGCCAUCGCUGACAUCUUGUGGGCCAAGGCUAACGAAACCACACACCAUGAACAUGGCGUCAAUGGUCUUAAAGUCGAAGAGGACCAUCUCCUCGAGCUGUACAUGAGACGUCGCCCGUUGCCCGCAGGACUGCUGUUGCAAUGGAACAUUACACACGGCCGGAUCGAAGAAGCUCAUAGAAUCAUCGACGUCGCCCAGGAAAUAUGGCCAGGCUACCUGGACUGCAAGAACGCACGGGGACAGUCACCUAUCCAUUGUGCCGCUCUUGGACACCUGGCCAUCGUCCGUCAUCUCGCCGACGCCAGCUGUAGACCCGACGCAUGGGCAAUACAGGAAAUCGACACUAAGGAAGACGGACGCCGAGUCCAUUCUAUGCAGGAGUUGACUCACCCUUUCGACCGUCUCGACAGUCGAUUUCUCAACAGCGUAGAUACGACUUACUACGCGAAUGCUCUUGGCUUGGCGAUGCUCGGUGGCCACACUGAUAUCAUCGAUUUCCUUCUUGCACGAAUCGCCGAAGAACUGCGCGCGGGGCAGCAUGGAGGACAAGCUACAAUCACAUGGCAAGGAGGUGAUGAUCUCCUGUGCCCUCUAACGAUUGCAGUGCUGAUCCAGUCUACCGAUAUGCUCGAAAAACUCCUGGACAUGGGAUUCGACCCAGACGUCACGGUGGAGCAGUUCCUGGGUGCAUACCCCCUUCACUUGGCGGCGGCGAGAGUGAACAAUGAUCGUGCCAUCAAUUUGCUGGUACAGCACGGUGCGAUGGUCGAUUUCAGGGACCAUGUAGGUCGAACGCCACUGAUGUGGGCUGCACUCGGCAGUUCUCCCACCUCAUGUGAGGUCCUCCUGGAGGCUGGAGCAUCCCUGCUCUAUCUAGACGACUACGACGCUUAUCCGCUCGACUUCAUGCUUUCAGACGAACGCCUCUUCGAAGUGGCCAAACCCUAUUUGGACUUUUUGUUCUCAAAGAUCCACAUGCGCGACUUGGUCAAUGUGCUCUUCAAGGCAGUACUCUACGCACCGCAGAGUUCUUUCCCGGCAAUCAAGUACAUGAUCGCGAACGGAGUAAGACUAGACUGGAGAUUUGAAUGGGUGCAGUACGGUCAAGACGUGUUCCCCCUGUACGCCUACCCCGAACACACAAGCUUGGAGCAAGUCGGUACCCUGCUGCAUGCAGCAGUCAAUCCCGGAAAGGAGGCUUACAACGAAGAGCUCCUACAUCUGAUCCUUGAGAAAGGAGGUGUGGUCAAUGUCAACCGAGCAAACGCCAAUGGCGAGACGCCCCUCCAGGUCGCCACCACCGACUCGGCCAGGUUGAUUCUCAUCAAAGUCGGAGCCUCGUCGGAGACCCUCGUGCACGAAGAACUCCGCGCGGACGAUCAACUUGAAGAUAGCGAUCUUGAGUGCGCUUCCAACUGGAGUGACAGCGACGGCGAGGCGGAGGAGCAGCAGGUGGACGACUAUGAUCUUUACGAGUAUGACGGCGGUGAUGAGGAUGAUGAUGGCUUCUCCGUCGAGGAGGACGGCGAAGACGGAUCUGAUGAUGAUCAAUCGGACUACUAG